Camponotus floridanus (Florida carpenter ant) is the source of this 2171-nucleotide messenger RNA. RefSeq names its product alpha/beta hydrolase domain-containing protein 17B. Gene Ontology annotation, biological process: protein depalmitoylation. The transcript has 3 exons. Gene Ontology annotation, cellular component: endosome membrane; plasma membrane. Gene Ontology annotation, molecular function: palmitoyl-(protein) hydrolase activity. The record is from RefSeq and is a predicted model, not a curated record. The coding region runs from base 1168 to 2028 and encodes 286 amino acids. NCBI's taxonomy places the organism in Eukaryota, Metazoa, Arthropoda, Insecta, Hymenoptera, Formicidae.
AAUUGACACAGCUGUAUGUGCAUAGCUUAAAGUCUGAGCCAAUGAGCAUCGAGCGUUAAAAAAUGCUCAAUGUUCAUUGGUUCAGACGGUCUGCUAUGCAUAUAUAAUUAUAUCAGCAUGAAAAGUGUCUUUAUGCGUACUCUGAUAUGGACUUGACAGUUUUUAAGCGCAUGCGCACUGACAGUUUUGCGCAAAUCUCAAUUCUUUCUAUCAUUUCCUACGUUAUGGGCGUCGUCAAAUAAAAUAAUAAUAAUAAAACCGAGAAGCUCAAGAUUUGAAGAACGCAUAAGGAAAAAGAGAGAGGGGAAAGGAAUAUUAAUUUUUCAAAAAUAAAAGACGAAUGAGAGAAAUUCCGUUUUUAAUUUCCCUCUCGUUUUAAUUCAUCGCCGAAACGUCACGAGCACGAAUUUACAUAACUCUCGAAACCAUGGCGUAGAAAUCCAUCCGUACGACAAGCACGUGCUCGAAGCCUAUUCCAUCCAAUGCGAACGCGGCUAAACGAGCUCGCGUUGAAGAUCGGAGCUGAUCGGAGUCGAUCGGUCUCCAUCGGUUACCCGAGGAUCGUCGGCGAGGUUCCGGUUACGCGAAUACAACGCCAGGGCGAGGACGGUACCAUGAUCCCCAUCUCCAUCGCCUCACCUGACACGAUGAAAGUACGCGGUGUCGUAGAGUGAGCGGAGGGAGAGGGGGAAUUAUGGUCCGCGAAAAAGGCAAGGAGAAAGAAAGGAGAAAACAAGAGAAGGCGGGAGAGGGGGACAGAGAGAUAGAGCGAGAAAGGGAGAGAGAGAGAAAAAUCGUCCGUCUUCGGCGAGCAGUCAUGGCUGAAUCAUCGUGAGCGACUCCCGGUGGAAGGAAACCGAUAACGCGCGAAUGACACCGCGCGCGUGACUCACCAAGAGUGACAGCUCGAAGGAAGACGAACAGGAGGAAGGAAGGAAAAGGGAGAAUCGCGCCGCGCGGGGAAAAACAGUGACAUCCCCCUCGCCUAACCCCCACCCUCCCCGCCCGCUCCCACGAACGACAAUCCGAGAAUCCGAGCGUGUGCGGUGCGCGUCGAUCCCCGAUCGCUCGAUGCCGCGGCUCUGCCAGGUGGAGACGUGAUACACGGUGGUCUCUCUCUCUCUCUCGGUGGUGCGCGCCAGGUGAUAUCCAGGUGAGCCCUGCACGAUGAACGGGUUAAGUCUCAGUGAACUGUGCUGCCUGUUCUGCUGCCCGCCCUGCCCGUCCAGAAUCGCUGACAAGCUGGCGUUCCUGCCGCCCGAGCCGACGUACACGUUCGUCGAGGACGAGGGCGCCAAGUUCACCAUAUCCCUGUCGGAGCGCGCCGAGUGGCAGUACACGGAGCGCGAGAAGGAGUCGGUCGAGGGCUUCUACGCGAGGACGUCGCGGGGGAAUCGCAUAGCAUGCCUGUUCGUCCGUUGCUCGGCGACCGCGCGCUUCACGAUCCUCUUCUCCCACGGCAACGCCGUCGAUCUCGGCCAGAUGUCGAGCUUCUACCUCGGGCUCGGCUCGCGGAUCAACUGUAACAUAUUCAGCUACGAUUACUCGGGCUACGGGGUCUCGGGCGGGAAGCCGUCCGAGAAGAACCUCUACGCGGACAUCGACGCCGCGUGGCACGCGCUGCGCACCCGAUACGGCAUCAGUCCGGAGAACAUUAUACUCUACGGGCAGAGCAUCGGCACCGUGCCCACGGUCGACCUCGCGGCGAGAUACGAGGUCGGUGCGGUCGUCCUGCACUCGCCGCUCAUGUCCGGGAUGAGGGUGGCCUUCCCCAAGACCAAGAGGACCUGGUUCUUCGACGCUUUCACGAGCAUAGAUAAAGUGCCGAAGGUAACAUCUCCUGUUCUGGUCAUUCAUGGUACCGAAGAUGAAGUCAUAAAUUUUAGUCAUGGUCUGGCGAUUUAUGAGAGAUGUCCACGAGCAGUAGAACCACUAUGGGUUGAGGGUGCUGGCCAUAAUGAUGUAGAAUUGUACAAUCAAUAUCUCGAACGACUGAAGCAGUUUGUAAGCGUGGAAUUGGUAAACUGACGGCGACUCAGCCUCUCCCAGAAUCAGGGGGGGCAGGGUGGAGGCCAUAUGCAUGCGAGCAGCCAUGGACAUACCGUUUCCAACAACUCCAAUACCAUCAGUUCCAUUUCGACGAGUUCUCCAACGGAGAAACUUGUCUAGCA